AUGGCCCGGCUGAAGGCCAUGCUGGAGCCCCCCCCCGCCGCCCCCCACCCCGUGCGGGUCUUCGAGCGCUCCCCCUACAGCGACCGGUACGUCUUUGCCAAGAACCUCUUUGAGGUUGGGCACCUGCAGCCCCUGGAAUGGGCCAUCUACCAGGACUGGCACGGCUUCCUCCUGCGGCAGCUGGGCCACCGCGCCGCCCUCCACGGCUUCCUCUACCUGCGGGCCACGCCACAGACGUGCCUGGAGCGGCUGCGUCGGAGGGCGCGGAGCGAGGAGGGGGGGAUCCGGCUGGAAUACCUGCAGCAGCUCCAUGCCCAGCACGAGCGCUGGCUGGUGGAGAAGACCACGGAGGUCCACUUUGCAGACAUGAAGGACGUGCCCGUCCUGGUGCUGGAUGUGGACAAGGACUUUGAGCACGACGUGGCCGCGCAGGGCAUCCUCAUGGCACAGGUGGGCACGGUGGCACGGCGCGGUGCCAUCCCCCUGCCGGGAGCGCCGGGGUACGUCUUUGCCAAGAACCUCUUUGAGGUUGGGCACCUGCAGCCCCUGGAAUGGGCCAUCUACCAGGACUGGCACGGCUUCCUCCUGCGGCAGCUGGGCCACCGCGCCGCCCUCCACGGCUUCCUCUACCUGCGGGCCACGCCACAGACGUGCCUGGAGCGGCUGCGUCGGAGGGCGCGGAGCGAGGAGGGGGGGAUCCGGCUGGAAUACCUGCAACAGCUCCAUGCCCAGCACGAGCGCUGGCUGGUGGAGAAGACCACGGAGGUCCACUUUGCAGACAUGAAGGACGUGCCCGUCCUGGUGCUGGAUGUGGACAAGGACUUUGAGCACGACGUGGCCGCGCAGGGCAUCCUCAUGGCACAGGUGGAGGCUUUUGUGGGGUCACUACGAGCUGGAGCAUCCCCAUCGCCCCCCAACCCUCGCUGAGCAGCAGCCCCAUCCCUGCCCGGCGGUACCCGAAGGAGCAGCGGAGCCAAAGGGGCAUCACCCCCUGGGGGCUCCCACCCAAAAUCAACUCCCCCCGAAGGACGAGGGACACAUCCCGGUCCCCAGCUGUCCCCCCUCAGGCCUAUUAAUUUGGGAGAGGGGUGUAAUUAAGGCGCUGACAGCGCGGGGUGGUUUUAAGGAGAAUGAAGUGGAGUGCGCGGCCGCGGGAUGAGUUUUGGGGGGGCGUGAGGUGCUCCCCACACAUUAUGGGGGGCCUGGUCCCCUCCGCCACCCUC
Calidris pugnax (ruff) is the source of this 1223-nucleotide messenger RNA. It is a transcript of the gene DGUOK, whose product is annotated as deoxyguanosine kinase. NCBI's taxonomy places the organism in Eukaryota, Metazoa, Chordata, Aves, Charadriiformes, Scolopacidae. The coding region runs from base 1 to 927 and encodes 308 amino acids. Gene Ontology annotation, molecular function: deoxyguanosine kinase activity. Gene Ontology annotation, cellular component: mitochondrion; cytoplasm. The transcript is spliced from 9 exons. The record is from RefSeq and is a predicted model, not a curated record.